Dracunculus medinensis (Guinea worm) is the source of this 1302-nucleotide messenger RNA. The record is from the annotation of a GenBank genome assembly. Lineage: Eukaryota; Metazoa; Nematoda; Chromadorea; Rhabditida; Dracunculidae.
AUGGAUAACACUGUGAAGAGUUCAUCUCGAAAAAGUUUCAUGCAAGAGUAUCAAAUUUCAGAUGCUCCAUCUGAGAUUUCUUCGAUGCAAAAAACGAAUUCAGACGAAUUAAAUAGUUUUGAACGAAAAUUGGUUCUUUUUGAUAAACAAAUUGAAUUAGCGAGAAAAAGAAGGGAUGAUUAUUUGAACUUCUUAAAAUUGAAAUAUCCUUCAUGGGACCCGCAUAACUUUUUGCCGCUUAAGAACUCGUCUGAAUCGUCAAUUAGCAAAAGGUUAACUAAUCAUUUAUCAACAAAUAUAUAUCAUUGGGAUUUAAAUCGAUUAAAAUUAUAUCAAGCAAAGCAAUCACCAUGUCUUGAACCUAAUGAUCCUAUUCCAAAGAAUGGUACUCUUAUGGACAUUGAUCUGAUACACAUGAAAAAACGUUUGCAAGAAAUUUCAAAUGAUUUAUAUCGGUUUCGUAAUCAUAGAUUAUCAUUGUCAACUCAAGAAUUCUAUCAAAUUCAAUCACCUAUUAUUAUUAAUUCCAUAAAAACUGAUAAAUUUGAUAAAUUUCUUGAAAUUAAAAAGAAAAUUAAUUCAAUCGAUCCGCAGUUAUAUAGCGAACAGGAAGCGACUCCUGCUGAUCUGGAUAAUUUCCGAGCAGAGCAACUAAUGGAAAAUUAUAUAAAUGAACAAAAAUGGAAAGAAGAAAAACAGGAAAGCUUUAUUCAUAAUAGUAAUAACCUGUCUGAAAGAAAAAAUCUUGAUGCAACUUUGGAUGAAUGCAUUCAGCCCAAUGAACUACCACCAUCUUCAGUUAGAAUUCCCCAAGAGAUCAUCGGCGGAUCUACCAUGAAACAAAGGAAUAAAAUAUUGGAUAGAGAUGCAAAGGAUAAAAACUUGUUAACAAAUUUCCUGUCAGAAGAAAAGAAUAAUCAACCUUUGGAUAAUACCACUAAUCUAUCAGGCAAGAUUUUUUUUGAUGGAAGAAAAACCUCAAAUUAUAAGAAAAUGAUUGAUAUUUUUAAAGAUGCGAACAGUAGUGCAUCUGAAGAUGAUAGUGAAGGCAGCGAUGAUGCCAAAGUUGCUAAGCAAAAAUCGAAUACAUUAAAAAUUGAUGACGGAAAUAAUGUACGACCAUCAAAUGUGGCAACUAGGAAGAACGAAGACAAGCUCAAAGAAAAUGGAGAGAAUUUCUUGACAAAAGUAUUGGGCGAAACAAUACCUAAAAAAAUUCAACAACUAUCAUCCAGCAAUUCAGACAUACUGAAAAAUAUUACUGAUCAUGAAUCCGAUUCUGACAGUGAUUUCUUUAAUUAA